CGUCAAGGAACACCAAACGCAAGGUGGGCCCGUUGCGGUGGCAGCUUUCCUUGCGACAGUCUCCAGCCCGAUAGAUGCAUGGCCCAAUAUCAUUUGACCGACAGCAUACGGCUUGGUUUGUGUUUGGGCAUGUGUCGUUUUUUCCCGCUGGCUGCUCACGUCUCCAUCUUCUGUUUGAGCAGAUCAAGAUAUGUGCGCCUACGAAUGCGUGGCUGUGGGGACCGGACUCAAAUGCCUGGGCAAUUCCGAGCUCAGUCCCGAUGGCGAUGUACUCUUCGACAGCCACGCCGAAGUCGUCUGUCGUCGUCAUUUUCUCACCUAUUUGUACAACGAAAUGAAUCUAUGUCUUGAUUCUUCAUCAUCGGUCCUGCGGCAAAGCACUCCAGGAAGGUUCAAGCUGGCGCCGGGAGUCGAGUUUCAUCUCUACGUUUCACAGGCUCCCUGCGGCGAUGCCUCAAUGACCUGUCUCGAUAGGUCUCAGAGCGACGAUACUCGGAAAGCCAACGAAGAGAAAAAAAGGCGGUUUAUCAGUCGGCGCGACGAGGAGAUAUCGGAUGAAUCUCCGGCAAACAAGCGACCCAAAACCGAGAUGCACGGAGCAGACGAUUCUGUGUCGCUUGCAGGUCCCCCGACUCAGUCCCCGUCAGCACCAGCGACUCAGAGCAUGGAUCAAUCUGACAGUGUGGCCGAUGUGUCCCCCGAGUGCGCCGAGCCACUGGUAGUUUCGUCGGCCAACAUGGUCGCCUCGGGUGUACUUCGUGGACGGGACAGCUAUAACCUGUUGGGAGUCCUGCGUACCAAGCCAGGUCGCAUUGAUGCGGACUCGACCAAUUCUUUGAGCUGCAGCGACAAGAUUGCCAAAUGGAUGGUCGUCGGGCUCGGCGGUGCUUUAGUCGCCUCCCUUAUGGAUCCAAUUUAUCUGUCGACAAUAACGAUCGGGGCCUUCUACAACCAUGCCGACGCAUAUCGGGCUUUCAUCGACCGACUCGAAGGCAUCGUCGAUCUGCCGCCGUUGUACCGGGUUCAGGUUCCAGAAAUCUUUCACUCGAAGGUCCCCUUCCCUUUCAGCCGUGUAGCAGUCACCAAGAACGAAAAUACCCGACCGAUUAGCGCCGAUGCCUCGAUUGGUUGGUCAUCUCCAUCAGAUGAUUCUGAGGUGACAGUUUGCGGCCGCAAGCAGGGCUUCUCUGCGAAAAAGGCCAAGAAUAACGAGCGAGCCAGACCAUCGAUAUCAAAGCUGUCGCUUUUCAAGCUCCAUCAAGAAGUUCUUUCGAGGGUCAAUCCGAGUGCGGCGUCCAGUACAAGCUCGCAGACCUAUCGCCAAGCCAAGCAAGCAAACUCCGAGUACCAGCUGGCUAAGAGCCGCUUGUAUGUUGGCCGGUUUGCUGGCUGGCUCAUCUGCGACCCGAUGUACGAAGCGUUCAAGGUGGAGGGAUCCGCCAACACCGAGUGAUCGUAUCAUAUUUCCGGUACCGCUUUCUGUAUCCGCCGUGACGGCCGCGAGAUGAUAUAGCCGCCGGCAUCAUGUCGAUUGUUGAGGACACAGACAUCCGAAUCAGCGCAGCUACAGUCAAUCCAAUAAAAAACGAGACACCUUGGCUAUUGACCAAUGACCGAA
Molecule: messenger RNA, 1618 nt
Organism: Polychytrium aggregatum
Lineage: Eukaryota; Fungi; Chytridiomycota; Chytridiomycetes; Polychytriales
Product: adenosine deaminase/editase
Exons: 8
Coding region: 191-1453 (420 amino acids)
Biological process (GO): RNA processing
Molecular function (GO): adenosine deaminase activity; RNA binding
Source: RefSeq, a predicted model, not a curated record